AUGAAGUGCAAGCCUCGCCUGGUGUGGUUCUACACCAGUCCCUACCUUCGAGCCCGUGAGACGUGCCGCUACAUCUGUGAAGGCAUCAACAACUUAGACUACGUGUCCUACAAAAUCCAUGAAGAACCUCGGAUGAGGGAGCAGGACUUUGGCAAUUUCCAGCUGACGCCAGAAGAAAUGGAGCGCAUUUGGGAGGAGCGUGCUCACUACGGCCACUUCUUCUACCGCAUUCCCCACGGGGAGCUGGCGGCCGACGUCUAUGACCGGGUGCUGCUGUUUAACGAGACUCUUUUCCGAAAGUUUGAGCUGGAGGACUUUCCCAAUGUCCUUGUACUUGUCACUCACGGGAUCUGGGCCCGCGUGUUCUUGAUGAGGUGGUUCCGCUGGACCUACGAAGAAUUCGAGCUGUUGAAAAACAUCCCCCACUGCAAGUACCUCAUCAUGAAGCGCGGCUCUAACAAUCGGUACACGCUUAAGUCGCGUCUUGAGACGUGGGACGAUGUCGACGACGACAACCUCGAGUGCAACGUUGCCGAGGAGGUGAGCCGAGAAGUACGGUUCAAUUCUCGCGGCAAAAUUGAUCACUUGGAAGACAUGGACAUCCAGGCGAUCAUCGAUGCCCAACGCGACGCCAUUAAAGAUCUCCGCGGCAAGCUGAACCGCAUUCGCGAAAUGUAUGCUCGAGCACGAGACCAGCUGCCGUUGCCACCUGGUAUGCGCCACUCACCCGAAACCCCUAACCACCGUGGUAGUGUCUCACUCCAGGUUCCUGAACGCCAGGGGCGAGCUCCCCAGAGAUCUCACCAAUAG
Messenger RNA from Diutina rugosa, 810 nucleotides. Its product is annotated as acid phosphatase. The record is from RefSeq and is a predicted model, not a curated record. The coding region runs from base 1 to 810 and encodes 269 amino acids. The transcript has a single exon. Gene Ontology annotation, molecular function: phosphatase activity. Lineage: Eukaryota; Fungi; Ascomycota; Pichiomycetes; Serinales; Debaryomycetaceae.